Mauremys mutica (yellowpond turtle) is the source of this 4608-nucleotide messenger RNA. It is a transcript of the gene DEF6, whose product is annotated as DEF6 guanine nucleotide exchange factor. The transcript is spliced from 11 exons. The record is from RefSeq and is a predicted model, not a curated record. NCBI's taxonomy places the organism in Eukaryota, Metazoa, Chordata, Testudines, Geoemydidae. The coding region runs from base 1721 to 3595 and encodes 624 amino acids. Gene Ontology annotation, cellular component: nucleus; cytoplasm.
GACAUGUACUUAAUAAAGCUUCUAAGUUUACAUUCUUUUUCUCUUCCCUGCCCCGUCUUAGGGGCUUGGUCGCCAAACCAGUAAGGACCCUAAGCAGCAUCCCCUGUGCCUCAGCAAUAGGCGAUUGUGCCAAUCAGCUGAACAGCGUCUCCCAGACGUCCCAGGAACUUAUUUCUCUUACAGGCUAAUGUUAGCAUUUGAAUCCAGUCAGAACCUCUAGUAGACGGUAAAGAAUGUCUCCCUAGGGGGCUGUCUCCCCUUUUCUGGGCCUGGGCUCAGCCUGAAGGUGUUACAAUUUCUCUGUGUGCUCACUGGUCAGUUACUAGGCACCUUCCCCACUCCCAUUCAUUUUCUGUCUAUCUAGAAACUUACAUGGACCUUGUUGGUAGUGUCUGAGCACCUCGUUGGUCAAUUUCUCCUCCCCACGCCCCUGUGAGGUAGGUCUGGAUAAUUAUUAUUUUACAGCUGGGUGGAGUUGAGGUUUAAGGAGAUAAAUUGACUUGUCCAGGAUCACACAGGAAGCCACCCAAAAGUAAGGAGUAGUGAAUGGACAAAGGGACAUGUGCUGCUGGCUUCGAAAUCUUCACCAUGGGUAUUCCCAGGAGCAGAACCCAGAUCUCCUCAGUUCCUGUCCAGUGCCUUGCCAUUACACCAUUCUUCUUCCCCCUAGGACUUGCGUAGUCCUGUUUGUCAGUAGGUCGUCUCCAUCUCUGCGGAGGCUGUAAAAGGAUGAAGAUCUUGCGGGGGGCAGGGCCAGUCACACAGCCUCCUCUGAGACAUGCCAAUAACUCCACUCAUCAGACGGCAGAUGCCUCUGCCCUUCUCCGUCACCUCCCUUGAGAGAGAGAGAGAGUGAGAGCGCGCGCCUGACGGGAGUUAACAGAAGUUCCUAUUGGGUUGAGUUCUCCUGGACUGCACCGGGCUGUGCUGGUGCUGGGGUGACCUGUCCCCUGUAUUUAAACCUGCAAAUGGGGAGCUACUUGAACUAGCCGGGGAGGGAUUUCUUUCUCUGCUGCGGAUAAAAGGUUUUGGGGUAACCCUUAGGUCUCAUGGCUGAGUUGCUGCAGAGCUGGGACACCUCGCCAACCCCUCGGCAAUUCCCACUAACUGGGAUUCUUGGGCCUGUUUUCAAACUGAGCCAAAGGCAAAAUUUCUCUGCCCUUCGAAUGACAUUCAUUCCCCCUCUGUGGGUGCAUUGAAGCACCAUGCCUAGCAGAGGUUGUUGGCAGAAUACAUGCAGCAGCCGUGUGGGGGCUGGGAAUCUGAGGAACACAUGCUGAGGCUAAUGGUCUGAGUCCCACUGUGAGAUCAUUACAAUGUGACUUACCAACCAGGGUGGCUUUAGGGAGCCAGCUAACAGAUCAAUGUGUUUUACAGUGCUUUGAGUAUGGGCAGGCUAAGUGCUAAGUAUUAUCCAGUCCCAAGUCCUGUGUUGUGCCUAAAAUCUGGGGGCAUGGGGCUUACAAGGGAAGAGAAUGCAGAGGUGAGCAAGGUGGACUAAUGCCCCCUGUCGAGGGCAGAAAGGUGAGUGUUGUCAUCUAGGCAGGAAGAUGGCAGGGGAGCAUCGUGGGGCCUAACUGAGGUGUAGUCAAGUAGGUGGCGCUGCUGCUCCUUCAUUCUAAUUGCAGGUUUCUGAGGACUGUUGGAGUGAGAGAGUCAGUUUCCUGAAACCGGAUCCUCCUCGCUGACAGAGCAGGCUCUGUCAUCUACGCCUCUAGCCAUGGACCUGCGAGCAGAGCUUUUAAAAUCCAUCUGGUACGCCUUCACCGCCCUGGAUGUGGAGAAAAGUGGCAAAGUGUCCAAAUCCCAGCUGAAAGUGCUCUCUCACAACCUGUACACAGUGCUUCAUAUCCCCCAUGACCCAGUGGCGCUGGAGGAGCAUUUCCGGGAUGAUGACGACGGGCCGGUAUCGAGCCAGGGCUACAUGCCUUACCUCAACAAAUACAUCCUGGAUAAGGUGGAGGAAGGGGCUUUUGUCAAGGAGGAUUUUGAUGAGCUCUGCUGGACGUUGACGGCAAAGAAGAAUUACAAGCCCGACCGGAAUGGGAACAGUGUCGUGUCCCAUAAGGACGCCUUCAAGCUCUGGUGUCUCUUUAACUUCCUCUCUGAAGACAGAUACCCUCUUGUCAUGGUCCCAGAUGAGGUGGAGUACCUGCUGAAGAAGGUCUGCACCGCCAUGAAUGUGGAGCUGAACUGCUGCGAGCUGGACGACUACCUCUCGCAGGAUCCCCAGCACCAGAGCGGCAUGACGGUCUGGCAGUUCCUGGACCUGGUGAACUCGGGGAAGCUCCUGCGGGGGAUCGAGCGGGAGGCCGUCAGUAUGGCCAUUGAAGAGGUGUACCAGGAGGUCAUUGAGGACAUGCUCAAACAGGGCUACCUCUGGAAGAAGGGCCAGCUGAGGCGGAACUGGUCCGAGCGAUGGUUCACACUAAAGCCCAGCGCCCUGUCCUACUACAUGAGCGAGGAGCGGAAGGAGAAGAAAGGCAGCAUUGCCUUGGACAAACACUGCUGCGUGGAGGUCCUGCCUGACCGGGACGGGAAAAGAUGCAUGUUCUGCGUGAAAACCUCUUCCCGCACGUAUGAGAUGAGUGCCUCGGACACCAAGCAGCGGCAGGAGUGGACGCUAGCCAUUCAGACAGCGAUCCGGUUGCAAGCGGAGGGGAAGAAGUCCCUGCACAAGGACCUGAAGCAGAAGCGCCGGGAGCAGAGGGAGCAGCGGGAGAGGCGGAAGGCCGCCAAGGAGGAGGAGAUGCAGCGCCUCAAGCAGCUGCAGGAGGAGAAGGAGCGGAAGCUGCAGGAGUUGGAGCUGCUCAAGGAGGCCCAGCGGCAGGCAGAGCUGCUGCUGCAGGAGGAAGAGCAGCGGCGCCGGCUGCAGCACGAGGAGAUGCAGAGGACCUUGGAGAUCCAGCUGAAGGAGGCUGAGCAGGCUCGCGCCUCCAUGCAGGCUGAGAUGGUGCUGAAGGAGGCGGAGGCCGAGCAGCAGCGGAAGCGGAUCGUGGAGCUGGAGGCGAUGCAGGAGCGGCUCCAGGAGGCCCUGCACCAGGAGGUGAAGGCACGGCAGGACGAGGAGUCUGUGAGAUACGCCCAGGCCAGGUUGCUGGCUGAGGAGGAGGAGAAGCUGAAGGAGCUGAUGAAGCUGAAGGAGGAGCAGGAGGAAUACAUCAUCCAGACCCAGCGGGAGAAGCAGGUCCUUAAGCAGGAGAUGGAAAACAAGAGCAAAUAUUUGGAAGAGGCCCAAAAGCAGCUGGAAGAAGUGAGAGAGAACAGGCAGAGGGUAGACCAGGAUGUCAUGGCGGCCCAGAGGAAACUCCGACAGGCCAGCACCAAUGUCAAGCACUGGAACGUCCAGAUGAAUCGACUGAUGCACCCCAUUGGGCCAGGAGAGAAGCGUAUGACAGCGUGUGGAGGAUUCCCCAGCAUCCCGCCUGUGGUCCUCACCAGGAGGGAGUCGUCCCUCAAGCUCAGGCAGAGAUUAGAAGAUAAGAACUAUGAUCUUGAGAGGGAAGACAGCAAGAAGAACGUGAACAACGGCGAGACCAGGAGGCUGUCGCUAUCUCCUGAUAUGGACACCACGGCCACAGAACCCUCCAACUAGCCUCAGCAGCAUGGCAGAGCCCAGUGCAGAACUGUGGGCACCUCGGGGUGUUCAGACUAGCAAGAGUAGUCAAUGUGGUGAUCUCUGUAGGGAGACAAGCUGUAUGUAGACACAUGCCAGAGAGAAGGACAGAUUCUAUAGGAGAUGUAUAUAAUGCAUCUAGGGCAGCGGUGCUUCCACUUUAUGCAACUAAAGUUUGGUUGCCCCAAGAGUUACACCUGCCUUGCGGAGAUACUGCAGCUUCUACCAUCUGGGUUGCAUAGGUGCAGCCCUUGGAGACUACAACUCCCAGCAUGCUGUGCUCCGUUUUGACCUGAGCACCCUGCCGCCUUCCAUAGUAAAGCCGAGAGUGGCUGUGGAUUGCCUUGUAGAAUCCUGCAGACUGUUUGGCCCAUGGACCCUGCUCUGGCCACCCCCCCAUUAGGAUUUCCCAGUUGCUAUUGCAACCACAGCUGUCUAGCACGCCGAGAUGUAAAGUGUAUGGCUCAUGUCACGGUGACGUCCAAAAGAGACUUCAAAAAUUGUGCUGUGCCCUAUUUUGCUUAUUUUAUAAAGAUGGCCAAGAAGGUGUUUGGGAUUUUUUUACCUUAAAUAUCGGCAAUGUCAAAUCUUCCCUACUUUUCCAGGAGGAGCCCUGGGUAUGGUGUGCCUUCGCACCUUUAUAGAGGGAGUGGGGAGGGGCUCGUUAACAAAGAUGUGCUUUCUCUAAGGCAGGGGUUCUCAAACUGGGGAUUGGGACCCCUCGGGGUUGCGAGGUUAUUACAUGGGGGGAUCGCAAGCUGUCGGCCUCCACCCCAAACCCCGCUUUGCCUCCAGCAUUUAUAAUGGUGUUAAAUAUAUUAAAAGGUGUUUUUAAUGCGUAAGGGGGUUCGCACUCAGAGGCUUGCUGUGUGAAAGGGGUCACCACUAAAAAAAGUCUAAGAACCCCUGCUCUUAAGGUCUUCAUUAGUCAGUGGAGUCAAAUAGAUGCUAACAAAAAGGAACCAGAAAUAAAGCUUUUUAAAACAAUGCGA